Messenger RNA from Petromyzon marinus (sea lamprey), 966 nucleotides. NCBI's taxonomy places the organism in Eukaryota, Metazoa, Chordata, Hyperoartia, Petromyzontiformes, Petromyzontidae. The record is from the annotation of a RefSeq genome assembly.
AUGCUAAUUAUAUUAACCUCAACUUUAAUUUUAGUUUUAAUAGUUCUACUUGCAGUAGCAUUUCUAACAAUAGUUGAACGAAAGACCCUAGGUUACAUACAACUUCGCAAAGGGCCAAAUGUCGUUGGAUUUAUGGGUCUUCUACAACCUAUUGCAGAUGGAGUAAAGCUAUUUCUCAAAGAACCAGUAUGACCUCUAGCAGCCUCUCCAAUCUUAUUUAUCGUAGCCCCAAUUAUAGCACUCACUCUAGCCUUAUCUCUUUGAAUACUCAUUCCUAUACCACAAUCAAUUUCCACUAUCAACAUUACACUUCUUGUAAUUAUAGCAAUCUCAAGUCUAUCAGUCUAUGCCAUCCUUGGCUCAGGAUGAGCAUCUAAUUCCAAAUAUGCACUAAUUGGGGCUCUCCGAGCCGUAGCACAAACUAUUUCCUACGAAGUAAGCCUAGGUUUAAUCCUACUAUGCCUAGUUAUCCUAACAGGAAGUUUUUCUCUACAAGCUUUUAUUUAUACCCAAGAACAUACCUGAUUCUUACUCUCAAGUUGGCCUUUAGCAGCAAUAUGAUUUGUUUCUACUUUAGCAGAAACAAAUCGAACUCCAUUUGAUUUAACUGAAGGAGAGUCAGAACUAGUUUCUGGCUUUAACGUAGAAUAUGCCGGAGGGCCAUUCGCCUUAUUUUUUCUAGCUGAAUACUCUAACAUUUUAUUCAUAAACACUCUAACAGCAAUUAUAUUCCUUGGGCCCCUAGGAUCAAACAAUUUAAAUAUUUUACCAAUUAUUAAUAUUAUAAUAAAAGCCACUCCACUUAUCAUUUUAUUCUUAUGAAUCCGAGCCUCCUACCCACGAUUCCGAUAUGAUCAACUUAUACACCUUAUAUGAAAAAAUUUCCUACCCCUUAAUCUAGCUCUCUUUACUCUUCAACUAUCCCUUGCUGUGUCAUUUGGAGGCGCUGGAGUCCCCCAAAUAUAA